AUGCCGCUGCGGCCGCGGAUGCUCCGCACCUACUCGCGGCGAGCCGGCUACCUGCGCCCGCUGCCGCCGCCCGACCGAUGGAUCUCGCCGCCGCAGGACCGCAAGCGCCUCUUCAGCUCGACCUCCGCCGCUUCCAGCGCUGCCUCCAGCGCUUUCUCCGUUUCCAGCGCCAACUCCACCCCCUCGGACGACCCCGACUUCUCGCCGCCCGGCAAGCGCCGCCUGCAGGCCCCGGGUAAGCGCCGCUCCUUGGCCAGGCGGCUGCGGGCCCGCAGGAACGAGAACCGGAGGCCGGCCGGGAAGGAGAACCAAGAACCGGAGACGCGGGGCCGAGGGAAGGAGAACCGAGAACCGGCGGGGAAGAAGAAAAAGAAAUGGAACCAGGGGAAAGAGCCGCGCGGCCGCAGAGCGGAGCCCCGGGGGUCGCCGCCGUCCUCGCCGUGCCCGUCCCCGGCGCUCGGUUCGCGGCUCCGCCGGCAGGGCCCGCUGUGCGCGGCGCGGCGGCCGCUGCUGUGCAGCACCCCGCAAUGGGCCCCGCCGCCCCUCAGCUCCACGGCCGGCAGCGGCUCGGCCCCCGGGGACAGCCCCCAGCCCCGCCGCCGCCGCCGCGGCCCGCCCGUGCGCCUCAGCUCGCUGCUGCUCAGCACCACCAUCGAGGGCGGCUCGGGGCUCAGCGACUCCCGCCUGCUGCCCCCCAGCUCGCCCGAGGGGCGCUCCCGGCUGGGCGCUGCUGAGGAGGUGCCUGAGUGGUUCCGACCCGAAGGGUUGGCUCGGAGCUGUGAGGCCGAGCCGGGGCUGCGGGGGUCCCGCCGCGCUCUGAGGUCCUGCCGGGCACGAGCGGCCCCGUCCCCGCAGGAAGCUCCGAGCGCUCCCCUGGAAGCGCUGCCGCCCGCCGAGGGUGAGCCACAGCCCCCUGCUCCCCGGGACAGUGGCACUUGUGAGGAACCCUGCCAGGUUCCGUCUCCUCCCGCCGGAGAUUCGGCAAAAAGAAGCUCGAGCUGUCACACAGACAUAGCCAAAGAGUACCGGCUUGUGCCAGUGGUGGUUCUGGAACCUCUGGAAGUGGCAAUGAGAAUGAAGAGCAUGAAACUCAAGGAGCAGGGUGAUGUUCAACCUGCCUGCCCGCUGCCAGCAUCUCCCGUGGGCCGCCAAGGGAUCUUGGAGAACAGAUACAAAAGGACCAAGGGUGUCCCUGGAGAGGGCAGCACCUGCAGGAAAGCUUGUAUCAGUGGCUUCAGUGCCAGCCGCUGGGGCAGGCACACCAGGCUCCGUCCAAAAAGGCACAAGAACAAGAGACAGCAGCACCCCAACAACUCCAUUUUCAGACUCCAAACGAGGCAAAAACGAGCUCGGAAGGGAGCUCUGGAGAUGUCUGUAGGUGUCAGAGACAAUGACUAUUCACUCAAUAGCUCUUAUUCCUGGGCUAGAGUUCGGGCAUCUCUGUCCUUCCAUAAAAAGAAGAAAGUGACCACAGAUGAGAGUUUCUGCAGCAGCAUCCUCUGUAACUCUUCAGGGAAAUCUCACCUUUCAGGGUACCAAGCCAGCCUGUCUGCUGCUAAAGCUCAGGGCUGCUCCUGGUUUGCUUCCCCCAUGGCCCUGCUGGCUCCCAGUGAUUCCUCCUCUGCCCUGGAGCUGCUCCUUACAGAUGCAGAGAAAGUGUUUGGAGAAUGCAACCAGGAGGGGCCUAUUGCUUUUGAGGACUGCAUUCCUUUAAAUAAGAUGAAAGAUUGCAAGAAAAUUGGAGAAGGGGUGUUUGGAGAGGUGUUCCAGAUUGACAGCGAGAGAGGACCUGUGGCCUUAAAAAUAAUCCCCAUUGAGGGGACUGAAAAAAUAAAUGGUGCAGCUCAGAAGAGCUUUGGGGACAUUCUGCCCGAGGUAAUAAUUUCAAAAGAACUCAGUAUUCUGUCUGAGGGCUCUGUGAACAGAACUGUGGGCUUCAUCAGCCUGUACUCCGUGCACUGUGUCCAAGGGGCCUAUCCCAGCUAUCUCCUCAAAGCCUGGGACAAAUUCCACGAAGAAACAGGCUCAGAAAAUGAAAGGCCCGACAUUUUUGGGGCCCAGCAGCUCUUCAUGGUGCUGGAGUUUGAGUUUGGAGGCCGGGACUUGGAGUGCAUGAGGAGCAGCUUCUCCUCGCUGGCAUUGGCCAGGAGCGUUUUGCACCAGGUCACCGCGUCCCUGGCCGUGGCAGAGCAGGAGCUGCACUUCGAGCACAGGGACCUGCACUGGGGGAACGUGCUGGUCAAAAACACAGAUGUCAAAGAGCUUCAGUAUGUGCUGAAUGGAGAGACACACUCCAUCCCCACAGCUGGCAUCCACGUCAACAUCAUCGACUACACGCUGUCGCGGCUGGAGAAGGAUGGGCUCACCGUGUUCUGUGACCUCUCCACGGACCAGGAGCUCUUCCAAGGCACUGGGGACUACCAGUUUGACAUCUACAGGCAGAUGAAAGAGGAGAGCUCCAACAACUGGACUGCCUAUCAGCCACACAGCAACGUCCUCUGGCUGCACUACCUGGCUGAUAAACUCCUGAAAGGCAUGAGCUACAAGAGAAAGGCAACAACUCCUGCCCUGAAGAAAAUCAAGAUGCAGCUCAACAAGUUCCACAGGGAAGUGCUGACCUUUGGGUCUGCCCAUGAUGUUCUGCACCACAGCAGCCUCUUCCAGUGAGAAGAGGUGCAAGGACUGAGCCCCCAGUGCUGCCUUUCUCCUCUGCUUUUUGUAUGUGUUGGCACAAUGAAGUGUUUUGAUUGUCCUGAAAUGUCCUGAAAAAUCCCCCUCAAAGUCUUCUGCACUAAGAUACCUUCUGGUUUUGAGGGGUGCUAGAGGGCUGACUUUGGAGAAAGGAGGGGAGAAAAGACUUCUUCAGGCUCAGUUAGUGCUCUGAAUUUCACAUAAAUUGCCAUUUUAGCCUUAGAUUAUUAAAAGUUCUUUUUUUACUGGAUUGUCUUUUUUACAGAUUUUUUUUAAAAAGUAAAAACUCAUCAGCUGUGCACAGUGAGGACAAUGGUUAAAUGGUUGGCUCACUGGAGACAAAGGGGAAAACCCAUCCUUUGAUUUAAUUUUGGCAAAAUUUAUACCUGGAAUGAAGGUACAAAAUGUAAAUAUGUGAAAUGUCUGUAAAGGGUUUUAAACCCACUAAUCUAUUUUUUAUUCCCUCUCUCUGGUUUUGAUGGUUAUAAUAUUGUGGCCUUGUAUACUGAUAGGAACUCAAAUCUGUAACCUGGUGGUAGCACUGAAGCAAUUUCUUUGUUUAUCUACAGAAGAAAAUGCUCAAGGUAAUAAAUGUUCUUCAGCCCUGACUGCAGAUGGAAACUCUCCUUACAUUAAAUCCCAGUUCCCUGCUUUUGCCAACAUUCCUGUUUAUUAAAGAAACUGGGCUAAAGAGAAAAAUAAAUCCAACUAAAGUGAAUUAAAUGAUGAUCCAAUGACACAGAUGCAUUAAGAAAUUGAGGCAGCAUCAUCAAAUUCAUUAUAGCUGGAAUGCUUUCCAUGCAGUCUAAUAAAUAAAUAUCUAUGUGCAUCUCAAAGAUUCAUCUUGGACCCUCUCUGGAAGUUUCCUUUCUACAAACCCAACAAGGAGACCCUGGGAUUUAUUGUUCUUCCUUCCAGACACUGCAGAAAGUGACCUGACAAUCUGCAAUGCUUCAAAUUAUUAAGAUGGAAAUUGUGCUGGAAUGUUCCCAGGCAUCCUCUCAACCUUUUUUUUCCCCCCCUCUAAUUAAAUAAAGUAAUGCACU
Messenger RNA from Catharus ustulatus (Swainson's thrush), 3737 nucleotides. It is a transcript of the gene HASPIN, whose product is annotated as histone H3 associated protein kinase. The transcript has a single exon. Gene Ontology annotation, cellular component: cytoplasm; nucleus. Gene Ontology annotation, biological process: protein phosphorylation; mitotic cell cycle; intracellular signal transduction. Gene Ontology annotation, molecular function: ATP binding; histone H3T3 kinase activity. Bases 1 to 2667 code for a protein of 888 amino acids. The record is from RefSeq and is a predicted model, not a curated record. Lineage: Eukaryota; Metazoa; Chordata; Aves; Passeriformes; Turdidae.